GCAUCAUGCAAUUAGUUAUGUUGGCUCCGGCAAGUAAUUUGGUGACUUCAGUUACGGCUGCUUUAAUGCCUACUUUACUCGGUCCAGCAGCCAAUAUGGCGACGAAACCUCUGCCAGAAAAUGCAGCCAAUAAAUCAACGACAAUUAAACCAGCAGUUCCAGGGCUUAGUAGAAGCGAGAAAAAAGAACCAGAUGAUGUUUCACCUAGCAGCAGUUCUUCCAAACUAAAUCAGCUAAGUAAAAAGAAAAUUAAAUCCAUCGAUGAAAUAAAAACCGAAGCUGAAAGUAAAGAUAGUCCCAAAGAAGGACCUAAAUUGAAAAAGCUGACGUGGCAAUCAUCCAUCACUAAUGGAAAUAAAACCGAAUCUAGUAUUACCGGACCAAGGAUAAAUAACACCGCAAAAAGACCCAUACUCAAAGAAUCAAAUAAAAAAGACACCCCGAAAAUCGAAGUCACUCCAGAAAUUACUCAGACUAAAACUAAAGAAAAGGAACCGACUGUUGUAAAUGUGGACAAUAAUGAUAAAGUUAAUAAAGAAAACGACAUUUUACUACAUACCAUUCUAAAUCACAUCGCUUAUGUGAAUCGAGCAUCCGGAGGAUCGGAUAGCGGAUUCGCUCAUUGCACUCAUGAUGCUACUCCUACAUCUAGAAAAAGACAAGUCCGUUUCGUAUUGAAAAUCACCUACGCUACGGCUAUUCUGGGCUUCUGUUUGACUUUGGGAGAAUUUUUCCAAAAAUUUGGACCUUAUGGACUAAUGAAGUAUUACAUUUCAAACGAUGACGAAAUCGAGCCUUGGCCGUGGUUUAUAUUUCAAACGGUGUGUCGUUCGUUUGAAAUUUUGAUGAGCGGUGCUAUCGCCAACAUUACUAAACAACCGGCAGCCAACGUGCAUCGAUAUUACAAAUAUAAUCCGGCAAUAAUGAAACAACGAGGGUCUAUGUUUAUGUAGUAAUUCGGAACCUAAUUAAUAAUUACUUAUUCUUCCAACUCGUGCGAGGAGAUAACUAUGCCAUGUGUGUAAAUUUUUCCACAUUUUGUAUGGUGUUUGAUGUUUCGUUGGCCUUCCUUUGUUAAUUUUUAUUCGGACGGAAUUUUUUUAAAUUAUCGUUAGGUGGUUUAAUAACGGCCACGAGUUAGCAAGCAUCUUCCUUUGAUAAUUCAUGUUACCUGAUAAUUUUUUCAAACUUUAUUCAUCUAGAAAUAAAUUAAGAAAAAUUAAUAAUAUCAUUUUUUUGUUUGUUUUUAAAUGUUUUUUCUCCUGUUUUAUUUUAAAAAAUAAUAUCAAUCGUUGAAACGAUUUAAAAAUAUGAAAAAAUAUUUUAAUAAAUGAAAUGUAUCGUGUAAAUAAUUUCGAUUACUGAAAUAGAUAAACAUUUUUGUUUGA
This is a messenger RNA of Planococcus citri (citrus mealybug), 1388 nucleotides long. RefSeq lists its product as uncharacterized. The record is from RefSeq and is a predicted model, not a curated record. The transcript is spliced from 6 exons. Bases 6 to 953 code for a protein of 315 amino acids. Lineage: Eukaryota; Metazoa; Arthropoda; Insecta; Hemiptera; Pseudococcidae.